Messenger RNA from Hymenoscyphus albidus, 975 nucleotides. Lineage: Eukaryota; Fungi; Ascomycota; Leotiomycetes; Helotiales; Helotiaceae. The record is from the annotation of a GenBank genome assembly.
AUGGCAAAUGAUAUGCCUGACCCUGUGCAGUUCUGCUCUCACGUGGCAAAGCUACACAAACUCAGCACAUCCCCGAAUAACUGCUUCGGUUUUCACGUGGUAACAAAUCAAGGGAAAUUCCCACAAGCCGUGGAGUAUGUGUAUUAUUGGAGCCCCUUCGCUUACUUCCAAAUAACUCUGUAAUUAUCCCAGGUUUCCCAGAACGAACGCUGAUUGAGAUCUAGAUGGGACCCUAGCUGGCAGUCAUUCUUUACCAAAAUGCUGAAGCAUUCCAUCAAAAUUGAUUCACAAGAAAACGGCACCAUAGAUGCCCUGUCGGAAGUCUCUUCACGAUUGAUCGACUCGGUAAUUCCACUUCUUCUUGGACCCCUGGAAUCUGACGGACGCACUGUGAAACCUUGUCUGAUUCACGGCGACCUCUGGGACGGGAAUAUAGGUACCGACCGUAAGACUGGAACCAUCUACAUUUUUGACGCUGGCGCAUACUAUGCUCAUAGCGAACUGGAGCUCGGGAUGUGGAGGUGUCAACGCCAUCGUUUUGUAGACCAAGAGGUUUACUUGCGAGAGUAUUUGAAAAACGCCGGAAUAAGCGAGCCUAUCGAAAUGUUCGAUGAUCGAAAUAGGUUGUAUUGCAUUUAUAUGAAUAUAUGGGCUUCUGCUCAUCAUACGGGAGGCAUCGAUCGUGAUAUGUAGGCUAUUUCGAGCUCAUCUUAUGCACAAAAGGUGGAAUACUAACAUGGUGAUUGUCAACAGGGCAUAUAAGGAUAUAUUGUUUCUCGUUAACAAAUACGCUCCAUCUUCUGACAACGUAUUGCCCUGAUUUCCAGCCCUAAGAGCAACUCCUUCAUCAUUCUGCAGAGUACAUGAGUACUCCUUGGUUUCUGGUCAGAGAGAAAGUGGCUGGAGCUAAACUGGGAUUAUCGUGUAAAAUUCAGACCCAAUAAAUAUUCAAUGCAAAAGAUGUAUUGAUUCCAU